Molecule: messenger RNA, 2518 nt
Organism: Triticum aestivum (bread wheat)
Lineage: Eukaryota; Viridiplantae; Streptophyta; Magnoliopsida; Poales; Poaceae
Exons: 2
Coding region: 106-2091 (661 amino acids)
Source: RefSeq, a predicted model, not a curated record
CUUUUCCCUUGCUCGUCCCUGCUAGCUUCAGCCUGCAGCCGAGCCGCUGGAUCAUCUCAUCUCAUCGAUCAAGAUCGCUUCUCCUGUUAAGCCAUCGGAGAAGCAAUGCUGGCAGCAGGACUAGAUCCGCUAGUGGCGUUCUGGAAGGAGUGGGGGAUCCAGAUGCUGGUGCUGCUGAGUUUAGCACUGCAGGUGAUUCUCCUCGUCACGGCGGAGAUCCGCCGUCGCAAAGAUUCGGGCGUGCUGAGGGUCGUUGUGUGGUCGGCGUACCUGCUGGCCGACACGACGGCGAUAUACACUCUUGGACACAUGUCCGUGACCAGCAGGUCGCCGGAGCAUGAGCUGGUGGCGUUCUGGGCGCCGUUUCUGCUACUGCACCUUGGUGGUCAGGACAACAUCACGGCCUACUCCAUCGAUGACAACCGGCUGUGGCUGCGCCACCUGCAGAGCUUCGUCGUGCAGGUCCUUGCGGCCGCCUAUGUCCUCUACGAGUCAUCCAUCUUCGUAGGCGGCCGCCAGACCAUGCUCGGCCAGGCCACCCUCCUCAUGUUCGUGGUUGGUGUUGUCAAGUACGGGGAGAGAGUAUGGGCACUCAUGUCUGCCAGCAGCAGUUCCCUGUCUGGGAAGAACUACAACAGUUUUGGCAGGUUGCAUUUUGAGAGACCCAAUACUACCAUUACUUCGUUGCCGGCACCAUUUCUAGCUCAUGACUUGUUGAACGUACCCAAGCAUCUGCUUAAGGGGCCGUUACCUCUUUUGGCAUUUGACUCGAAACUAGGUUAUUUUAGCUGGGAGGACAUGUACCAUGUUGCUGAGAUCCAACUCUCGUUGAUGCACGACGUCUUCUACAGCAAAGCUGAGUUGAUCCACACUUGGUACGGGUAUUGCAUCCGUGUUGCCUUCCUGCCGGCCACUGUCACCGCAUUGCUGCUGUUCCGUCGAGUAGGUGACAAAGAUGAUUUCAGCAAAGUAGAUCUCGUUGCCACUUAUGUUUUGCUCUCUGGAGCCGUCGUCCUGGAGAUCACAUCAGUGCUGAGGGCCAUGUCCUCCACCUGGAUUUGCCCGUUUUGCGAGCGCAUCCUCAAUCAAAGUUCCAUGCUUUCUAUUCCAUUGUUGUGGCUUCUUCUCCUUGUAUUUGCAUUUGGGGAGCUCGUCGGACGGGCAAUACAGAAAGUAGGAAUACUUAAGAGGUACUGGUCAGGCUCCAUGGGGCAACACAACUUUAUUUACAUGUGCAGCCACUGUAAGGAUAGCCGAAGCAGCAAAACUGCGAGAUGGAUGGGAAGGGAGGACUGGUGGAACACACUGGUUUACACGUCCUCGUCUGUCCCCGUCUCAGAAGAUUUCAGUAUGAUGUUGAAGGAACAACUAAGGGGAAGUGUAGGCGUCACCAAAGAGAAUCGAGACCACAUCCAAAACUCAAGGGGCCUGGCGGCGCUGAAGAAGAGGGGGUUGCAUGAGGAGCUGGCCUGGAGCGUGGACUCUGAGCUGGAUGAGAGCAUCCUGGUUUGGCACAUCGCCACUGAUGUCUACCUCAGCUGGUACGAGGCGGAACAUAAACGCCUGCCACCUCCUGCAAAGGUAACCCAGGAGCUCUCCAAUUACAUGAUGUUUUUGCUCGCAGCACGUCCCUACAUGCUGCCUGACAAUGCUACUCGCCAAAGGUAUAUUGAACUGUGCAACAAGGUGAUCUAUCAUCUGAAACUGCAAUACAGCUCGGCCGAGGAUUUGAUCAAGUUAAUGCAGGGCCAUGGAGAUGCUCUCAACGCUGAACAAACUCAGCCUGCCGUUGUCGAUAUGCCUGCUGCUACAACCAAAGAGAGUAGUGUAACAUUUGACAGAGCGUGUCAGCUUGGCUCGAAGCUGAUUAGCAAAGGGCUGGAAACACCUGAUGCCAUGCUUGAUCUGAUCAGCCAAGUGUGGGUGGAGAUGCUCUGCUACACGGGAUACCGAUGCAGGCCAGAUUCUCAUGCCAGACAGCUGAGCAGUGGCGGCGAGAUCACCACCGUCGUUGCCAUUUUGAUGGAAUUGUUGAAAACCGAUUUUCUGAACUUCAACAGUGGGUUGAGGACGGUGGUGACCAGAAGUUGAUACAAUUAUCUGCCUAAAUAAGCAUCUCAAAUAUGUGGAACUUCACGGGUAUCGUGGUAAGUUUAUAACACUAUAGGGGAGGAGAAUUUGCAAGUUUUCUUAUGGCUGGGGCAAAAGUCCUCAGGGCCAUGCGAAUGAUGUAAGGUGGUAAAGCUUCGUCGAAAGCUCAACUUAGCUUUGAAUGGAGGAGCGACAUGACUAACCUCCAACGCGAAGUUGACAGUUACAACAUGCGCGAAGUUUGUAUUGUUUGAGCUCGGGAUUAGAACGACGCAAUCGAGUAAGCAUCAAAUAGUUUGCUUCACGGGAGAUGAUAACCAUUCCUUACCAAUCCAGCUCGUUGUCAAAGCAAUCUUCAAGUUGACUGAAUCUUUCUCGGUCAGUGAAACUACGACACCGAAGCUCAAGAAACCACAACAGGCUUGUU